Molecule: messenger RNA, 2415 nt
Organism: Notodromas monacha
Lineage: Eukaryota; Metazoa; Arthropoda; Ostracoda; Podocopida; Cyprididae
Source: the annotation of a GenBank genome assembly
AUGGCAAAGGAAAGAGUCUUUGCUGCUAUGCUGCUGCUGGGAAUGCCGCACAGCAUCGAGUUCCGAUCAACAAGAGUAUACAUCGCAGUGACAUCCUAUGCUUGCGAUGAUUUGAUCGGAAUCAUGGUCCGCGACUGCUGCAUGCUGGUGCCAAUAAUAUGUGCGUGUGUAGAGUAUGCAUGCUUGAUGGACCGUCGCAUGCAGCAGCACGACGAAUGUUCGCGGUACCGCCGUCGGUCCUGCUCAGCAGAGUCGGGUGGAAGCAGGCCGUGUUCGGGCCCCGACCUGGAGGCCAGCAACUGCACCGGCGGCAUGUGUCAAUCGUCACCAGCAGGUGAGAAUGCUGCAUCCGUUCUCGUUUCCUUCGGCUCGACGCAGGAAGUUGGGACCAGCAGUAAGUCGGCGCUGGCCUACAGCUACGACGUCCUGCUCUACGUCGUGCUGGCCGUCGUCACGCUGGCCACGUUCGCUGCAACGUUCCUGGCUCUUCGCUGCUACCGUCUGCAUAAUCAUCGGGCCCAUCGUCGGCACGACCAUCAUCAUGUCCAGCUGUACGUGCCUGAAUCUGCUGCUGCUACUGCUGCUGCUGCUCAUCAUCCACCAACAGCUUCAAUAAGUCAUGGCAUCAAUAACAGCAGCCCUAUGCCGGAAGAGAGCGAGCAUUUCUACGACGAGCUGCCUUUGACGUUGCGCGGAAUGACCGAUGAAGCUGAUGAAUCUCAAGAGGGAAAAGGAGGAGGAGGAGGAAAGGGAGGCAACGAUGGUUUUGCUGCAAUCAGUGGUUGCAGCAGCAGCAGCAGCAGCAACAGUCGAGGCACGACAACGUCCGUCAACAGCACCACGCCGAUCUCCUUGCAUCCUCAUCAUCACUCUAUCGUCUGCUGCUCUUCGUCAUCGCGGCGACUCAUCAACAGCAGUGCUGUGACCAAGACUCGACAGAUGAAUGACAUGGUCUCGUCGUCCUCGUCCUUGCUGGAUGCGAUGAGUACCCCAGCGGCGGUGCGACACGUUCCUCGCCGUCAUCACAUUCAUCGGCGCGAUUCCGUCAGCAGCAGUCGCAGCUCCGCGGACAGCGUGCAUCAUUCAGGCACAGUUGGACUGCAGCAUCAGGAGUCGUGUUCACGCAAGAAGUCGUCAUCAUCGGCCGUGCAGACGGCGACUGCUGUUUAUUAUUGCGACCCAUCAUCAUCAGCUGCUGAUGGACUGCCGCUGAAACUCGGCUCUCCGUCGCCGUGCUUGCCACCGCCGCCGCCGAUCGCGGACCCCGGCCGACUCGUCGUGGGCCACGUGGGUCACGAGGGCGGCCGUCUCCCGGUUGUCAUGUGUGGGCCAGUGGGGCUCCGACUCGAGAAGCCAGUCAUUAUUUCCUUCCAGCACUGCGCCUCACUCCAGCACGGCCACUGGGACAUCUCAGUGCUCUCCUGCAAUAACUCGGCAGCUGAUGACCCGGGCAGGCUGGAUCCGUCUUCCUGGCAGCACGUGGUUCGAUUGGGCCACGAGUGCGCAGACACACCAGUGUUCACGCAGUUGGACUCGACGCACUGUCACUUGGUCGUCGACCGGUUCGGGUGCUACUCGUUGGCAGGUCGAUCCACAAGCGCCAUCCUCGCCGACGGCAGUAAUGCUGUCAAGUCCCUCCAACUGGCCGUUUUCGCCACGUGGCCCUCCCCUUCUGCGCAGGACUGCACACUCCGGUUGUACCCACUCGACGACACCCAUGCUGCUCUCCAGGGCGUGAUAGCCUCAGAGAGAAAGAUGAACGGGUUCCUGGUAGAGAAACCGACGGCGUUCCUGUUCCAAGAUGAUGGAGGCGGGCUGACUGUGCAGUACCUGGAUGACCCGAGUGGCCAUUGGCGCCCGAAGCCUCAUUCUUCCCAUCACCAGGAGAUCCCGUUCGAGCAUGUGUGGAAUGCGAAGCAGAACGGUCUUCAUUGUGCAUUUACGCUGGAGCGGAUGACGACGGCGGCCGGGGAAGGGUGCGACGAGUUGAUGGAAACGGAGACCGAAAAGGACGAGGAGGAGGAGGACGACGACGAGGAGAAGCAGCAGCACGUUCCCCUGACAUCCUCGUCGUGUGCUGCUGCUGCUGCUCAUGGCGAUGCUGGCAACAAUACCGAAGAUCAUCCUCAACAUAUUCUUCUUCUUCAUCAUCGUCGUCGUCGUCGUAGUCGUCAUCAUCACCACCACCACCAGCAUCAGCAGCAGCAGGCGGCGGAACUGCUGCUGACCUGCUCUCUCCGCGUGUGUCAGCAGCCGCAGGAUGCGGUGGCGUCGAUGGUGUCGGAGCCCCUGCGAUUGCCUCUCCCAUCGCGAAAGAAAACGAUCCAUGUCCGCCACCGACUCUCAUCCAGCAUUAUGCCUCGCCCCCACGAUGCAUCCCAUCAUAAUCAGGUCAGUUCCCUCGUCAAACAUCAU